This is a messenger RNA of Ictalurus furcatus (blue catfish), 3951 nucleotides long. RefSeq names its product proprotein convertase subtilisin/kexin type 5-like. The transcript is spliced from 4 exons. The coding region runs from base 842 to 1477 and encodes 211 amino acids. Lineage: Eukaryota; Metazoa; Chordata; Actinopteri; Siluriformes; Ictaluridae. The record is from RefSeq and is a predicted model, not a curated record.
AGUGUGCCAUGGACAUCACAGUAAUGACUGCCUCAGAUGCAAAGAAGGCUAUUUCAGGUCGGGAAGCACCUGUCUGCAAAAAUGCCCUCCCAGGUUCUAUGGCAACGAUACCAGUGGGACGUGUGAGCCCUGUGACCCGUCGUGUGUGGAAUGCUCAGACGGUGGCAAUACACACUGUCUAGGCUGUAGAGAUGGUUACUUCCUGUUACAACACAAAGGGAUCUGUGUGCAUGUGUGCCCGACCGACUACUUCGUUGACACUUUGAAGAAAAUGUGCCAACCAUGUCACGCAUCCUGCAAAACCUGUGAAAAAUCAGGACCUCUUCACUGCACAUCCUGCUUUGAGGGCUUUCAAAUGUUCGGAGGAAUUUGCUCAUCCCUGUGCCUUGCCGGAGAGUACGCUAUAUCCAAGGUAACACAGCCUGGACCUUACACUAAUAACCAGUGCUGUUUUGCAUCAGAUAUAGCCAUCAUUACAUGACUCUACAAAAAAUGGGAGUAAAACAUCCAUUUUGAUUCGGUGGAAAGGGGGAUUGCAUUUAUCACAUUUAGAAAGUUUCCAUUAAUGCCAAAUAAACAAUACUGAGUGGCCGGUUUAUUAGGUACACGCUGUAUCUAUAGUUAUUGAUCCUUUUUGUCAGAUACACAUGUGAUAUAGGUGUAGUAGGGAUUCAUUUACUGACUGUAUUCCAUCUUUGACUGUGUUCAGUUUGGAAAGGGACUACCUCAGGUGGUGGAUUAUUCUCGAAAGCAUACUGUAGACACUUGAUAUGAUAGUUGCAUGCUAUUGUGUUGUCCAUUCACCUUGGCUUGCUAAUACUAUGCAUUUCUUUCUUUCUAAAUGUCUUCCUGUCGCACACAGAGCCCAGAAGUUAAGUGUGAAGCAUGUGACCCAUCAUGUUUAGAGUGUAAAGGGGACGGACCGUUCAACUGCACCAACUGCCAUGCUUUACAUCGUCUCUCAGAGGAUAGAAGGUGUUUAGCUUGCUGUGGAAAAGAAAAUCACAUGGACUCAUCCCCACUGCCCUGGGAGUGCUGCCAGUGCCAUGAUGCUUCCUUCGAUGAGUGUGUGCCUGGGGUCAACUUUAAGUUUCGCAGCAAAGAGGACCUACCUGCAGGAAACUCUGGCAUUCUUACUGUUAUUACAAUAUUAUUGCUGGUUGGAAUGGGUGUGAUGGGUUUCCUCUUCAUGCACUUCCUCCCAAAACUGCCAUCCUUAAGAGCUGUAAAAUCGAAUGGCUACACCAAGCUGGACAAAGAACCUGCUUUUACCACGGCCACGCUCCGUGACAGCGUUCAGAGUGAAUACUGUGAUAAGGAUGAAGAUGAUGAUGACGAUGACGAUGAUGAGGAGGAUGAGAUUGUGUAUAUGGGGCAGGAUGGCGUGGUGUAUCAUAAAUUUAAGUACGGCCUUUUAGACCAGGAAGAAGAGGACAUGGAUAUGGAGUAUGAUUACUCAAUUUAUGCUAUAAAAUGAAGUGUAUGAGACUCUUGUAGCACUUUAUUUUGUUGUCUGAUGGAAGAUUAUUUAUUGCUACUAUAAUACAGACGAUGAAGCCCAUUCAUUCUUCUGAGGUGAGUAGUUAAAAAAAAAAAAAAAGUUUUAAUAUUUUGGAGAAUAAUCAACUGUAAGCACUUUGUUAAUACCUCAGAGUAUGACUGAAUUCCAGUACUGUUUUAAACACAACAUCGCUGUCUUUUCUUUAUCGUAUCCACUUUGGGAAAGUCUGUUCACAAUUGUAUGAGCUGUUCUGAUACUUAAAGUAAAGUUAAAUGGGUCUUUGGAGGCCCGAGACAACGUUAUUAUGAAUGCAGACUUCAGGAGCUUACUUGACCCAGAAAUCAAUGAUUACUACGAUCCUCUACGAAAUACCCCUCCCCCUCCCCCCCCUAUAGGCUUUACAAUGCAAUGGUAUCCAUAUACAAUAGGGGUGGCUGUGGCUCAGGUGGUAGAGCAGGUUGUCCACUAAUCGUAGGGUUGGCGGUUCGAUUCACCUGACUCCACAUGCCGAAGUGUCCUUGGGCAAGACACUGAACCCCAUGUUGCUCACGAUGGCAAGUUAGCGCCUUGCAUGGCAGCUCUGCUACCAUUGGUGUGAAUGUGUGUGUGAAUGGGUGAAUGAGACACAGUGUAAAGCGCUUUGGAUAAAAGCGCUAUAUAAGUUUUACCAUAUACCUUUACCAUAUAAUGUUCUGUGAUGUUGAUUCUGAUCUCGGAUACCAUGGGACAUAAUAAUUUCAUGUUUAUUGCAUUAGCAUCACAUUAGAUAGUCCUGAAUAUCAGAGGACAUUUCACAGUAUAAUAAAUGGAUCACAAAAUCAACCCAAAGAUGGACUUUGUAACACCUGGAAGAAUGGAUAUUUUUGGUAAAUGUUGCAUUAUAUUUUAAGAUUAUUAAUACUUGGGCUAAUAUGUUUAGCUAAUGAUUGCUGUGUAUGUAAGUGUCUGAUACUGUAUGGCCUAUUGCAAGAAAAGAAACGGCCUCCAUUUUGACCACAACACACUUUGUGUUUUGACUGGAGUGGAACAGGCUUAAUUUUAAUCAAGAUUAUUAAUUUUUUUUUUGCCAAGACAGCAUUAAUACAGUAUAUGAUAUGAUAUAUGACAUAUGACACUGCAGUGCCGGUAUAAAAUUAUUUGGUUAGGGAAUCUGCAGGGAUUUUUAUAUAAGACUCAGUCUUAUAUAAAUAAGUAAUUUUCAUGAGUCCUAAUCUAGAACACUGAUUCAAAAAUCUUCUGCCCUUGUCAUGAAAGGUAUUACAUUUUAUUAUUAUGUACUAUAUUUAAAAUGUACAGAAAAAAUCUACAAAGAAACGUCAUCAUUGAAUGAGUUAUUAAACAUUUGAGAUUUACCCUUUACCUUCAACUCUGAUUAUGAGAAUGAGCCAAAUGAAAACCUUUUUUUUUUUUUUUUUUUUUUUUUUUUUGCAUUUUUAAAAACAAUUUAUUGCAGAUGGGUGUUUCAAAAGUUUUAAAAGUUUAAGGUAGCGGUAGAAGGGGCUAUCGAGAACAAUGGACUAGUAAAAAUUUUUUACUUUUACUUUGUAACUACAAAUAUAAAUGAAAUGUACUGUUUCUCUUCACUUUUUUUUUUUCAUUUCACUCGCCCUCGUACACCAAAAUCAAUCAGCUCCAUCGCUGUCCGUUUUCAACGACAGAGUGAAAUGUUUCAGUAAUAUAAAAGCAAUAUAAGAAAAUCUCAGUCAUGAAGAUUUUUGAAAUCUAUAUUCUUACACACAUAGUGAAAAGUUUAUUUUUUUACCUUUUUACUUUUCUGAAAUGGCUGAGGUAAAUGCAUCCCUUUCAGACUCUCCUUGAUGAACACCAGUGAAACCAGUGUGAAGGAAUUACGAACCUUGCGAAAGAGCAGGAUGACGCACGUUUCUGUCUGAAAGUGUACUUUAUUGUUGAAUUACGUGACAUUGGAGUAAACAAGCAAUCUGACUAAAUCUGAUGUACUGUAUUGGUUAUUCUGCACCUACAUCAUUUGUACUAUCUGAACUAAUUAACUUACUGAAUUGUAUUGCUGAACGAGUGAGAUUUUCCACUACCCUGCUGGACAAAAUAGCAAAUUCCCAAAAUGUUUUCUUUCUGAUAAACAUGCUGUGGCUUUGGGUACACUUAUACUUACUAUUUCAGCGAGUCAAACCUUUUGCUGUUCUGCAAAUGAAUGAUGUAAAUACAGAUGAAGUGGACUGAUUGUGAAUGGCAUGUACACUGAUUCCUGUUUCCAACUGUUUCCAACUGCUAUGUGAGCACUGACUCCACACCCUUAACUACAUGUUACAGACAAAGGGUACUUUGGGGAAUAUGGGCUUAGAUACAACCUUCAGUGACGCUCAGAAUCAGUUAGCUUGGAGAGCCUACUGUCAAUAUCCACACAAUAACUGGUAAGCAUCCAUAUUAUUAUGCACAAUAAGAUUAGUCAUUUAUUUUUAUUCAGAAGCGAC